Micromonas pusilla CCMP1545 is the source of this 3857-nucleotide messenger RNA. RefSeq lists its product as uncharacterized. Gene Ontology annotation, biological process: retrograde transport, endosome to Golgi; endocytic recycling. Gene Ontology annotation, cellular component: EARP complex. NCBI's taxonomy places the organism in Eukaryota, Viridiplantae, Chlorophyta, Mamiellophyceae, Mamiellales, Mamiellaceae. The record is from RefSeq and is a predicted model, not a curated record. Bases 492 to 3806 code for a protein of 1104 amino acids. Gene Ontology annotation, molecular function: SNARE binding. The transcript is spliced from 2 exons.
CAGAUGUGCGCGGCGGCGCAUUGCAUAGUCUGCGGUGCGACGAGCGCGAAGUACAAGUGCCCAACCUGUCGUUCGCCGUACUGCUCUGUGAGUUGCUGCCGCACGCACAAAGAAACACCGUGCUCGAAACCCGACACCACGGCACCCUCUACGGCGUCGCCGCGGAAAGAUCAGCCCGUCACCGCUUCGGAACCCCGCCCGAAGCGGCCGUUCGAGGAAGAGGACGCGGAGGACGAAGACGGCGCUCGACUUCGAAGGAAGCACCUGAUCUCCAUCGCCACGAGCGACGAGAUUCGAUCCGCGCUCGGCGACGAGCGCGUCGUGAACACCGUCAUCCGUAUCGACGCGGCGAUAAAGGCUGAGCAAGCGUUAGACGCGGCGUGUGAAGACCCUGACUUUAGAGAGUUCACGGAGAAGGUGCUCAACAUCUUAGCUGCGGAGGACGAAACCGAUUGACCUGAACGAGUAGCAGCCCAUUGGCACUUCGCACGAUGUUCAAGGCGUUCAAGGAAAAGACUGCGGAGCUCAAGGAUAAGGCGAAACAACGGAUGAGCAUGGCGAACGAACAAGGACGGAGACUGAGGGAGAAUGUCGAGGUCAUGACUGGGGUGGACAAGGCUCGCGAACGUUUUGCGCAAGCGCGAAAUCCAAUCGGCGGCAGCAGCACAGCAGCGAGACUCGGCGGGUUUUCAGGCGCGGCGACCGCGGCGACGUCGCUGAGCAAUGCAUUUUCGAAGAUUGGAUCGAGUCCGUACAAAUCCGCCGCGGCUGCGAAAUCGCAUCCGGACGCGGAAGCUGCUCGACUCGAACGCGUUGCGGAGGAAACCAAACCGCGAGAUGCUGCCGCGGAGGGCGAUGCGUCCACCGCCGGCGACGCGGUACUCGCAGCUCUUGAGCCCGGAUAUUACCUUCCCGAGGAAGAUUUCGACCCCGUGAGACACGUCCUUCAAUCGAUCGCAGCGAAUAAAGGAGAGCUCACGACGGACGUGCUUCAUAUAGAAGAAGAGCAGCUGUCAAAUGUUGUCGAGGUGGUGUCGUCAAAACUUUCAAAGGAGGUUCUCGAUCACAAAACUGAAUUCGUUCAGGGAUGGAGCAAUAUCACAGAGCUGACAAGUAACCUCGAGCAAAGCUUCGUGAUUGUGAAGAAUGGACGACGGAACAUCUCCUCCGCUAAAGACAGCGUCGCCGGUGCGCUUCGUGUUGCAGAGUCUCACACGCGCAAACGUUCUCUCCUGUCAACGCUUGACCUUCUCGUUCGUGUGAGGGAGUGCCAAUCUUUGGAGGCUGAAAUUCGAGCGAGCCUGGAGUCAUGCUCUUAUGUCGAUGCCGUGUGUGAAUAUGCUGCCGCGAUACGUACGUUGAAAACACUGGAAGGGCUGAACUGUGCUCAAACGUUAGGUCAAGAUCUCCGUUCACUUCAGUGGGAUUUAGUUCAAAGCAUCGAAGGCGUGCUUUUUACGAUCUGCGGCGAUUUUCAACCUGUCCGCUACCUUCCUCUCUUCGAAGCGUAUUUGCUCCUCGGAUCUGAGGUGAAGCCUCUUGGUGAUAAGGUUCAGGAAUGUUUCUUACGCGCUGUGGAAAAUCAAACCGAAGGAAUGCUGAGGCUGCACUCGAUGCAGCGAGGAGGACGAGCGGACAACGAUGACGUAGUGGAGAGAAAAUCCAGGAUGGGAUACAAGGAACUUUGUCAACAACUCUCGUCCACGCAGUUCUUUCCAUGCUUCCAAAAGACCCUGGAGGUUCUUUUCGAUUUGCUGUGUAGCCAUCAUAGGAUGCUGCAGUGGCACGAGGCUGAAGCGCAAACUCUGAGAGCGAAACUCGCGGGCGCGUCAUCGGAUUCUUCUUCUGUUGGCGACGAAAAUGCGAGGGCAUCUGCUCGUGGUAAACAACAAGUGCAAGUCCGUGAAAAGAUCGAAUCUUGCCAAGCCGUCACCGCGGCACUGGUACGCAGUCGUCGUGCGAUCGCUGACAUGGCUGGGGCUCGCAUCGCGGCUCUACUCCAAGCAUCAUCUGCUCCUUCUUCCGGUCACUUCCGCGCGGUCCUCGACUGGGCCCGGGCUUUCAUAGAGGCAGCAGAGGCGUUCUCCGGCACGCAAGCGUCCACGUUGAGAGGACAUUUAGAACGUGCUGGGGAUCGUUAUUUCGAAUCCCUACACGCGCAACGUCUCGAAGCUUUGCGGCAGAUGCUAGAUAGCGAAGUGUGGGCACGGCUUCCAGACGCCGCGGCUGAGCAAGUCCGCGCGGAUCUUAGAGCUGCUGCGGCGCGUGGAGGCGGGCGAAUUGCGUCCGGAACGAGCACCGACACGAGUCGCCAAUUAGCAGACGACACGUCAGGAGUCUCGAUAGACGUGUCAGGGAGCGGGAGAUUCGGCGUCGCAGCGUUCGGAGGCGUCGCGGAGGAUGGAAGCGCGUUCGAAUCACUAGUGCAUAAGGGGAAUCCGUUCACCGAGGGGGCGAACAGUAGUGUUUCUAGUAAAACUGGGGAGCAAUCAACCUCAUGCUCGAGCGAAGGACCUGCAUCAUCGGAUGCCGGUACUAGUGCCGUGGUGAAUAUGCCGAUUGACGUCGACGACGAUGAAGAGGAUAUCGAGGUCAACGCCGCUUAUAUCGACGAGGGAGACGAUGACGACGACGACACCAUGGAUCCAGAGGUGAGGAAAGCGCGUCGGGAAGCUCGCGCUGCUGCGGCUGCUGCCGAGGCUUCGGCCGCUGCUGGCGGAGAAGGCGAAGGGAAAGGACUCUCCGCGCGUAAGCCGACGCUCACUGCGUCUUCACUCUACUUGCUCCAGGGCAUGGCAGAAUAUCUUCGGUUAAUGCGAACGCUCACUCCGUCAGUGCCUGUGAUCUUUCAGGGCCUCUGCGCACUCUUUGAGACAACGCUCGUGCGCAUGUUUGCAGCGUUUGGGCGGUACGAAGCGCUGCAGUCAAAUUCAGAUCAGGUCACGCCUCGGCUUCGAUCAACGCUCAUCCGUUUAACUAGCGGUGACACGAUCGCCGCUCUAAUGCCCAGUAAAGGUCCGGGAAUCGGCACCGAAGCGUGGAGCGUUCUUUCCUCUGGAAAUCUUUACGGUUUGAAAGAACGCGUGAUUGCCUUGGAGUCUCUCGCGUGCAUCGCGGAAGAGUUCAAGCGUCUUAAACCAGGACUCACGCAGGCUCUUCCACCUAAAGAAGAACACAAGCUUGAACGUUUUUUUGGACAGACUAUCUCGAGCGUGGAGGAUCUUCGCGAACACGUGUACUGUCACGUUUCCGGUUUACUCCUGAACCUUUCGUGGGUUUCCGAGGCGGUUGGAGACAGUGACAAGUUGAGCGAUAAACUCAAGAUUGGUAAGUACGCGAAGAGGGAAGUGAGCACGGAUCAUAACAAGUGGGUUGAUGAUCUUUCCACGGAACUUACGCAGUUCGGCGCGAAGCUGGCCUGUGCUGAAGUUACCGCGGAAGCACUCACUAUGCUCUGGAAUUUUGCAAUCGCGGAGACGUCAUCCUCGAUCGUCGCAGGUUUGGCGCGCGUGCGGAAGUGUUCGUCCGAAGGUCGAGCGGGCAUGGCUUUGGAUGUGCAGAUGCUCUACAAUAAUGUUCGACAUUUGGCGCCCUCGGGUUCCAGCCAAGAUUUUCGACUCGUGGAGAAUUACAUCAAGGCUUUCUACACGCCAGAUUCUGAACUCGUCUAUUGGUGCCAAACGCACCCGGAGUAUACGUCUCAACAGAAGGUUGCUUUGAUCAAUCAAAUCGCUGGAGCGUUCGCGUGGACGCAGUCCAAGAAAACGGAAUUACUCGCCGCGAUGGGUUCGAACGAGUUAUUGUAGCUAGCAGAGUUGUAGCUUUGUGAAAGAACGGAGCUAUUUGGUCGUCGUAAC